This is a messenger RNA of Capsicum annuum, 672 nucleotides long. Its product is annotated as seed biotin-containing protein SBP65-like. The record is from RefSeq and is a predicted model, not a curated record. The transcript has 5 exons. The coding region runs from base 1 to 672 and encodes 223 amino acids. Lineage: Eukaryota; Viridiplantae; Streptophyta; Magnoliopsida; Solanales; Solanaceae.
AUGGCGGAAAAUCAACAGAAAUCAAAUGAAACCUUGCGAGUAGCUGAAAAUGGCUACAAAAAGGCCAAGGAAUCCGGGGCGUCUGCUUGCAUGAUGCAAAAGAACCGGCUAGUCAUGGACUUGGUGCAGCAGGUUGUUAUGCCACGGCAAAAGUAUGUUGCUGAUAAGGCUGGAGCUGCCAAGGUCACUGCCCUUCAGGCAGGUGCACAAGCCAAAGACGCGGUUGUUCAUGGAAUUCUGAUUGGAUCUGAAUAUGUUGUGGACAAGGCUGGAGUUGCGAAGGACACUACUCUCGAGAAAGGCUAUGUUGGGCAGAAAGGUGUCGAGGCAAAAGACGCGACUAUUGGAACAGGAAAGAAUGAAGUAGGCUAUGUCGGGCAGAAAGGCGUCGAGGAUAAAGACGCGACCCUAGAAGUAGGGAAAAGCGCAGUAGGGUAUGCAGGGGAAGCAGCUAGGACCGCGAAGGAUAUGGCUGAAGUGGGUGCAUUAGGUGAUGCACAUUAUACAGCAAAAGGAGCAGCUGCGGCUACAAAAGCCUCAGCUGGUGCUGUUUCUAGUGCUGCAGGGUAUGCCGGGGACAAGGUGGUCGCAGCAAAGGAUGCUGUUGCGGGUGCUGGAAAGAGUGCUCUGGGGUAUGCAAGGACAAAUUGGCUGCUGCAAAAGAUUAUGUAG